Molecule: messenger RNA, 2622 nt
Organism: Aspergillus wentii DTO 134E9
Lineage: Eukaryota; Fungi; Ascomycota; Eurotiomycetes; Eurotiales; Aspergillaceae
Product: DUF726 domain protein
Exons: 3
Coding region: 1-2622 (873 amino acids)
Source: RefSeq, a predicted model, not a curated record
AUGGUUUGGCUACGCACCGUUCGAUCUUACUCUUCCUCCAAAUCCGAAAAUGUGGAUAUAGAAUCCAUCCUCGCGAAACCAAGUUGGUCCGUCAGAGCUUUGCUCCCCGACGAAGCGGCAAAAGCUUCCUCGCCGUCAGUCACCUCGAAACAGCUUCACCAUCUUCUUCGUCUGUCAGCCCUACCGCAGCCUAAGAGUAAAGAAGAAGAAUCCUCAAUGAUCAGGACCCUCGAGUCCCAAAUCCACUUUGUGAAAGAAAUCCAGCGUGUCGAUGUUACGGGCGUUGAGCCUCUUCGAAGCAUACGGGAUGAGACACCGGAGGGAGUGAAAGAGAGCACAAUUGGAUUAGAACAACUUCAGGAGGCCAUGUCUAAGGAAAGGGUUGUCGGGCGCAAUAAGAGGAUACAGCGUAUCCAAACACAGAAAAAUGACCGUCCGGAUGGGACUGCAUGGGAUGGCAAUGCUCUUGGACACACAUCCAAGACCAAGGGGAAAUUCUUCGUCGUCGAGACGGGGCCAUCCGAUGCGCCCGAUCCGCCGCCAAACGACCAUGGACAAGAUCUGACCACGAUCAUGGACCGGUCUCAACGCGGAGACCUGACGGUGCUCGUUGCUGAGAUCACCCAACAUAUGCGGGAUUCAAUUGUGCAGAAUUUCCAAAGCACGGCAGCUGAGAAGAACGACAAUCCCCCAACUGACCAACCAGCGCCGGAGAAAGAUGGCGGAGCUGCUAGUCUCUCAUCUCCACCUACAGAUACCCCAAAAGAAACAGCUCCAGCUCCAGCUCCAGCGGACAACCAGAAGCCACAGGAAACGGCCUCAAAGGCCCAAUACGAAAAAGCUGCAGCCAGUACACUUUCAUGCUUCGAUGACUGGAGAGAUACUGUCCUUCUCCGGAUCGGCGAGGUUGUUAAUAGAGAUGGCGAAAACGAGGGUCAGCAGAAUGGCACCAUCCAGGCUGAACUCGAAUCAAAGGAGUUGCCCUUGAAUGAGGACGAGAACUCCUUAAAAAAAUUACAUGAAAUAUAUCCACCCGUGGAAACCGCUCUUGUUCAACUCCCUAAAGCCACCAAACUUCUUAUUCUACAUUCACUACUGCUGCUACUGCUGAGUCUCGAACAUUACAAUGCGUAUUCCCGAGUUCUUAUGAUGUAUGUUGUGUCUAGUUUGAAAUUGGACAUAAACAUCCUGAAUGAUGAUGAGGUCAAAGUUGCGCGGGGGUUGCUUGAUACGGCCCUCCAGCUCUCAUCGAAUCCGGAAGCAAAGGACCAAGUCAAAAAGAGCGACUCGAGUAAAAAAUGGAAGGUCGGAAUAGCUUCCGUAGCUGGUGCUGCUAUCAUCGGGCUCACAGGUGGACUUGCUGCGCCAUUGGUUGCGGCGGGGCUCGGAACUGUUAUGGGAGGCCUUGGACUUGGUGCCACGGCAGCUGCAGGAUACCUAGGAGCCCUUGCUGGUAGUGGUGUUAUUGUUGGGGGUCUUUUUGGAGCCUACGGUGGCCGCAUGACCGGAAAGAUGAUGCACAAGUACGCUCGCGAAGUGGAAGACUUUGCAUUUAUCCCUAUCCGUGGUUCUCGGAACAGGUCGGAGGAUGAGAGAGAAGCUGCUCGUGAAGACCACCGGCUACGAGUGACUAUCGGUAUCAGUGGUUGGAUAACUGAAGAAGAGAACUUUGUCAUUCCAUGGCGUGUCAUUGGCGCCGACUCUGAGGUAUUUGGCCUUCGCUGGGAAUUGGUGUCAUUAUUGAACCUGGGUAAUGCCAUCAAUGCCUUGGUGACCAGUGCUGCAUGGUCAGUUGCAAGCUCUACUCUGGCGAGAACCAUGUUUGCACAGCUCAUGAGCGCUGUUGUCCUUCCUCUCGGUAUUCUCAAAGUCGCUAGCGUCGCCGAUAAUCCUUUCAGUGUAGCUAAAGCACGAGCUGAUAAGGCUGGAGAGGUCCUCGCUGAUGCGUUAAUCAACAAGGUACAAGGAGAGCGAUCUGUGACUUUGGUUGGAUAUUCCUUGGGGUCUCGAGUCAUUUUCUCUUGCCUUCAGAGCCUGGCCAAGAGACGCGCAUACGGUCUGGUGGAAUCUGCGAUUUUCAUGGGAUCACCGACACCAUCGAACACCGAGCAUUGGCGCCGCAUGCGCAGCGUUGUGAGUGGACGAGUUGUCAAUGUUUUCUCGUCGAAUGAUUCAGUGCUUGCUUUGUUGUAUCGAACCAGCAGUCUCCAGCUAGGUGUCGCCGGACUACAGGCCGUGGAGGGUCUACCGGGGGUUGAGAACCUCGACAUGAGUGAGAUGAUCAGUGGACACUUGCGCUACCAGCACUUGAUUGGAAGAAUUCUCAACGAAGUUGGUUUGGAAAGCAUUGAUUCUCAGGAAAUGACUCGGCAGGAGGCUGCUCUGGAAGCCCUGGAUCGGAAACGGGAGGAAGAGCGGAUUCAAAACGAGCGCGAGGCAGGAGUUGAUCAUGACAAGGCAGCGCGCGAGGAUUUGGAAAAUGGCAAGGGCCUUGAUGAACAUGAAAAGCUCCAGAAACAAGUGGAUGAGAGGACCCAGGAGCGUCUUCUUCCUCGCGCGGCGGAAAAGUUGAGGUUGCAUAGGAAACGUCCCACUCCACCACCUGUUUACCCUGGGACUUAG